Molecule: messenger RNA, 4908 nt
Organism: Cygnus olor (mute swan)
Lineage: Eukaryota; Metazoa; Chordata; Aves; Anseriformes; Anatidae
Gene: ATG9A
Product: autophagy related 9A
Exons: 14
Coding region: 77-2632 (851 amino acids)
Biological process (GO): autophagy of mitochondrion; protein localization to phagophore assembly site
Cellular component (GO): autophagosome; phagophore assembly site
Source: RefSeq, a predicted model, not a curated record
AGCGGCCGUCAGUCGCGGGGCGGGCCCGGGGAGGGGGCCGGUGGUGGUGGCGGAGGGGGGGGGGGAGGUCCCGGCCAUGGCCCAGCUGGAGACGCAGUACCAGCGGCUGGAGAGCUCCUCCACGGAGUCCCCGCCCGGCGGCGGAGACCUCCUGGUGCACGUCCCUGAGGGAGCCAAGUCUCCGUGGCACCACAUAGAGAACCUGAACCUCUUCUUCUCUCGGGUCUAUAACCUGCAUCAGAAGAAUGGCUUCACCUGCAUGCUCAUCGGGGAGAUCUUUGAGCUCAUGCAGUUCAUCUUCGUGGUGGCGUUCACCACCUUUCUUAUCAGCUGUGUUGAUUAUGACAUCCUCUUUGCCAACAAGGCAGUAAAUCACAGCCAGCAUCCAAGUGAGCCCAUUAAGGUGACUCUGCCAGAUGCCUUCCUGCCUCCAAAUGUCUGCAGUGCAAGAAUCCAGGCAAACAGCUUCCUCAUCUGCAUCCUGGUGAUAGCUGGAGUUUUCUGGAUCCACCGGCUUGUCAAAUUUAUUUACAAUAUUUGCUGCUACUGGGAGAUUCACUCUUUCUACAUCAAUGCCCUCAGAAUCCCCAUGUCCAACCUGCCCUACUACACCUGGCAGGAGGUGCAGGCCCGCAUCGUGCAGAUCCAGAAGGAGCACCAGAUCUGCAUCCACAAGAAGGAGCUGACAGAGCUGGACAUCUACCACCGCAUCCUCCGCUUCAAGAACUACAUGGUGGCCAUGGUGAACAAGUCGCUGCUGCCCAUCCGCUUCCGCCUGCCCCUGCUGGGAGACACCGUCUUCUACACGCGGGGGCUCAAGUACAACUUCGAGCUCAUCUUCUUCUGGGGGCCUGGCUCUCUCUUCGAGAACGAGUGGAGCCUGAAGGCCGAGUACAAGCGGGCUGGGAACCGCCUGGAGCUGGCCGAGAAGCUCAGCACUCGCAUCCUCUGGAUUGGCAUCGCCAACUUCCUCCUCUGCCCUCUCAUCCUCAUCUGGCAGAUCCUCUACGCCUUCUUCAGCUACACGGAGAUCCUGAAGCGGGAGCCGGGCAGCCUGGGUGCCCGCUGCUGGUCUCUCUACGGCCGCUGUUACCUCCGUCACUUCAACGAGCUGGACCACGAACUGCACUCGCGCCUCAGCAAAGGCUACAAGCCAGCUUCCAAGUACAUGAACUGCUUCAUCUCCCCGCUCCUCACCAUCGUGGCCAAGAACGUGGCCUUCUUUGCUGGCUCCAUCCUGGCGGUGCUCAUCGCUCUCACCAUCUACGACGAAGACGUGCUGGCUGUCGAGCACGUCCUGACCACGGUCACCCUGCUCGGGGUGGGCAUCACGGUGUGCAGGUCCUUCAUCCCCGACCAGCACCUGGUGUUUUGCCCAGAGCAGCUGCUGCGAGUCAUCCUGGCGCACAUCCACUACAUGCCUGACCACUGGCAGGGCAAUGCCCACCGCUAUGAGACCAGGGACGAGUUUGCCCAGCUCUUCCAGUACAAAGCGGUCUUCAUCCUGGAGGAGCUCCUGAGCCCCAUCAUUACCCCCCUGAUCCUCAUCGUCUGCCUGCGGCCCAAGUCCUUGGACAUCGUCGACUUUUUCCGCAACUUCACCGUGGAGGUGGUGGGUGUGGGCGACACCUGCUCCUUCGCCCAGAUGGACGUGCGCCAGCAUGGCCACCCGGCGUGGAUGUCAGCAGGAAAGACGGAGGCCUCCAUUUACCAGCAGGCGGAGGAUGGCAAGACGGAGCUGUCCCUCAUGCACUUCGCCAUCACCAACCCCAAGUGGCAGCCACCCCGCGAGAGCACGGCCUUCAUCGGCUUCCUCAAGGAGCGGGUGCACCGCGACAGCAGCGUGGCACUGGCCCAGCAGGCUGUGCUCCCCGAAAACGCCCUCUUCAGCUCCAUCCAGUCCCUGCAGUCAGAGUCGGAGCCUCACAGCCUGAUUGCCAAUGUGAUAGCGGGCUCCUCGGCGCUGGGCUUCCACAUGGGCCGUGAUGGACAGGCUUCUCGCCACCUCUCCGAAGUGGCCUCGGCCCUGCGCUCCUUCUCCCCGCUCCAGUCUGCCCAGCAGCCCCCCAGUGGCUUCCAGACGGCAGGAAGGGACGGAGAGGGCGCCCAGCCUCGGGGCGCCAGUGCCAUGACGGCCUCUGGUGCUGAUGCGAGGACCGUGAGCUCGGGGAGCAGUGCCUGGGAGGGUCAGCUGCAGAGCAUGAUUCUCUCAGAGUAUGCCUCCACUGAGAUGAGUCUCCACGCGCUCUACAUGCACGAGCUGCACAAGCAGCACGCCCAGCUGGAGCCAGAGCGGCACACUUGGCACCGGCGGGAGAGCGACGAGAGCGGGGAGAGCACCCACGAGGAGCUGGAUGCUCAGCGGGGUGCCCCUGUCCCCAUCCCUCGCUCUGCCAGCUACCCCUUCUCCUCGCCGCGGCAGCCUGCCGAGGAGACGUCCACGCUGCAGACUGGCUUCCAGCGGCGCUACGGUGGCAUCACAGACCCAGGCACAGUGCACAGAGCCCCGUCACACUUCUCCCGCCUCCCGCUAGGAGGCUGGGCUGAGGACGGGCAGGCAGCGAGGCACCCAGAGCCCGUGCCAGAGGAGAGCUCGGAGGAUGAGCUUCCACCGCAGAUCCACAAGGUAUAGCCUUGUAGACUGGGGAUCUCGUGGGGGAUGCAGACUGGGGGCCGCCUGGGCAGCAGGAUGUGGCGUCAGCCUGGUUCUUCUCCUGUCCCGAGGGGACAGGGUGGUCGUGGGCUCCAUUCUGUUGCCAUCAAUUGCCGAAGAGACAAAACUGCCGGGCCAGCGGCUUUGCGGUGGCGCCUUGUGUCCAGCCGUGUGUCAAGCCAACGCCACUCUGACUCUUGUGGGGUGAAUGCGUGUGUGAGUACAUACCUGUGUCUGUGUUCACAUCUGUGUCGUCUGUGCCGGAGGAUCGCUGCAGAGCCUGUGACAGCAGACGGGACGGGACUAGCAGUGACGGGCGUGGAGGUGGCGGCAGCGGCUGCUGUUGGCAGAGACGGGAGAAGGCCCCAGCUCCAGCCGUCCACGGGGAGCUGGGAGCUGCCUCCGAAACGAAGGCAGGGAGCUGGUGUCCCCUGGGGAUGGCUGACUGCAGCAGGAGCUGUCGAAGGGGUCUAGCGCAGCCUGCAGCGGUGCUGGCACCACACCUGCCCUGCCUGCAGCCCGGGGAGGUGCCCGGCGCCGCGUUCCCCCCUCCCAGAGAGGACCAAUGUCGCACCCCUGCGGCUGGAGCAGGACAGCAGCGGGGCAGUCACCCGCCCGUCUCUGUGCACAGACUUGUGCUGCCCCAGCACCCUGCGGCAGGAUGCCCCCAGCUGCUGCUGUGCGUGUCGGGCCGGGGUCUAGAGCUGGUGGGAACAGCUCCGGGGUGCGGGGAUGCUGCAGCUCCUCCCCGGCUCCCGUGACAGCUGCCCUGGCGCAGGCACACAAGGAGGGGACCUUGGGGUGGCAGUCCUGGCUCUCUGCUGUCCUUCCCUGCCCUGUCCUGGGGCUAGGGUGGCACCUUCUGCCCUGCACAGCGCCCGUGGGAUGUGGGCUGCUCACAGGCCCUGUCGCAGUGCCAAAGAGCCCCUGGCGUGGUGCAGCCCGGUGUUACCCGGGAGUGCACGCACCCUGCUCGGAGCCCACGGCGGAGGUCUUGUGCUCUGUGUAUCGAUUCCUUUCCCCCCUACGCCCGCUCUGCGAUGGGUCUGUUUUCCUGAUGCGGCCAUUUCUGUGGUAUCCGGCCUUCCCUCUUGCCCAAACAAAGGCUUCAGUGUGUCUCGCAUCUCCCCCAGGGGCUCCUGGCUCCUUCCUUCCUUCCCGAGGCAAUCCUUUUGCUUGCAACGUGGCUUCAGCUGCUUUGGAGACCACAUGCAAAGCAGCUGGCUAGUGCCUCGGGUGGAAAGAAGGGGUGCCCUGGACCUAGAAGGGAGAGGCAAACCCUAGCCUAGCCCUGGGGGGGUGGAGGAGGGAAUCAGGAUCCUGGCUGUGCAGCGUGACCUUGGCCAAGGCCUUCCCGAGAUCAUUCUGGUUUCCCUUGCCUCUCUUCCAGUGGCAGCUUGUGAGGAUCUGCAUCUCGGCUCCCCCCUGCCAGGCUUUGCUUCCACCCUCCCUCGCUCCCCUCGCCUCCGGCAGGGCUGCCUCGCUUUUGCCAUGCCCGGCACCAGCGCUGCGGGCCCUCCUCUCCCAUCCCUGGGGCGCACGGGGUGACCUUUCUUCCCCUGCCAGGUUAUUGCCCCGUGCCCUUUGAGCCCAGGCCAGGCGCAGGGUGCUGAGCCAGCUGCUGCUCGCGCUGCUGAGGACAGGGCGGAGGCGGCGAGCGGGGCUCCUCCUUGAACCCUGGGCUUCCCUGCACCCCUGGGACCUGUGAGUGAUGGUGAUCCCCGCCAAGCUAGGGAGCAACGAGGGGUGGUUCUCGCCAACCCAAGCUUUCCAGCUGCUGCCCGUGCCGCCUGGGCUCCCUCUGGGCACGGAGGUGACGUUCCCUGCCCCGGGGGUGGCCCUUUGAGCCCGCGGCAGCUGGUGGCUGGGCCGGCAGGGAUUUCACAGGCUGAGCUUCUGGAGGAAGGCUGAGCACGGAUGUCCUUGAAGGCAAGCCCAGCCCUGAGGGCUGUGGGACGCCGCGUCUGGGUUUCCUGGCAUGGUUGCUGCUGGUUUCUAGGCUGGGCAGGUGGAGGCUGGCUGCGUCUUUGGGGCAGGGGGGGAAAGUCCGUGCCUUUCCCUGGGCCAGCGGGAGGGAGAGGCCGGCCAGGAGUCCUCGCCGCAUGUUGUGCUUGUGUCGUCAGUGUCCCGUGUGCAUGGCGAGCCACUCUUCCUCAGCCCCGUGGGCACGGGGAUGCCCGGGGAGCGCGGCGUCGCGGCCCCGCGCCCUCGCUGUACAGCUGUCUAGCCGUCGAAUAAAGACGGGGUGUAUCAGC